AUGGCGUCUCCUGAACGAGUUUGUAGUUGGGUUGAUGUCAGAAAAGAUCAAGAAAACUACCUCGAAACACCAGAUAUAAUUGACGAAAAUACGCCUUUAAGUCCAGGAGAGAUAGAAAUCAUGAGAAACCAUUCAAAAAUCUCGUCAAAGCUCUGUUCACCGACAAGAAAGACAUCAAAACAAAAACCAUCUUUCAGAGUUCAUGGUUCAYCUCUUGCGUCGACGAAGUUGACUACAUCCAGUAAAGGGUCUCUAGAGAAACGAAAGACUCUGCAAGUUCUUCAGCCUGCUGCAGAUGGGAAAGGACUUCUUGUGGGAAGCUCUGGUAUUGUCAGAAGAGAGCAGAAGAAAGAUACCAUCAAAUCCAAGUCAAAGACUGUUAAGCUUCAGAAGACACUGAAAGAAUGCAGUGAGUCAACAGCAGAGACUAGUUCUGAUUCAGAUUCAAGUACUCAAAACACUCCACAGGCUAAUUCCACAGAGAAUGAAAAUGAAGCAUUUGCUUUAAUGGUGCAAGACCCACCACCAGAGAAGUACUGGCAGUUGCUUGCAGAAGAAAGAAGGAUUGCAUUACAAGAAGCAUUAGAAGAAAAUGAAAGGCUAUGCAAGGAGCUAGAAGAACAAAAAGAACUAUGCCGUAAACUGGAAGAAGUUGCUGGCCAAGCAGAAUAUUUUGCUAGCCUUUACCAUAUGGUYUUAGAAGGAGAGGCUCCUGAUCUAGAGGAUAGUGACACAGACCAUCCUAAAAGAAGCAACUCAAGAGAAUCUAAUGCUGAUGGUGAUUCAGACACAUCCUAGUAUUUUUGCCUGAUUUGAUAGCUUCUUAACAGGUACUUAAUAUUAGAUACCUUAAGAGGAAUUACAAUAUUUAUUUAACUAUGUGUAUUUAAGCAUCAAGAAAAGAAAYAUUGAGAUUUUAUUUUCAUUUAUAACAAGCAGUUUUUUUAGGGAAACGUAAUGAAAUAUUCAGCAGAAAGUAGUUAGACAAAGGAUAGUUUGUAUGUUUGCUUAUCUGUAUGUAAAAAGAGCAAGACACAGGUCGAAAGAUAACUGGUCAUUGGCCAGGAAUUAUGACCAGCCACACAGAUAUUAGCUUGUGCAUACUCCAUCUAUAAGUAUAACUGAACAACAUCUAACCAAUCAAUUUAUCCAGUCGAGAACUGGACUAAGAGGUGUUUGGCUAGAAAAGUAUCAUUUAUGGUUGGACUUUGAUGGUCCAUUGACCAUCUGUUAUUUUUACUGAGAACUACAUUGUACACAAAUUUUGCACAUCUGAUUCUUGGUGCAGCUGAUCAGUUUGGAUAAUAUAUUUUUGUUUACCCCUCUUCAAUAUUUAUGUAAAGGAUCAAACACUUGGGCGAGAGCAUUCUUAAAAAUAAAGCCUUCAGCCAGCUGGGCCUUUAAUUUUAAGAAUGCCCUCACCUAAACUAAAUUCUACUUCUUUUCAUUCAUGAAAAAGUAUGAAAUAAAUAUUUGUUUUGAAGUAUUAUGAUCAUUAAAAUAAGGACACAUUUUUUGGGGGGACAGUAUUUCUAGUUUUCAAGGUUUAUAAACAUUAUUCAAUUUACGAAUGAAAAAUCCUAUUUUAAAAUCACAUUUUACAGUACUAUGUUGAUGAAAACUAACAGUCGGUUUCAUAAUUUGUUUUUAUUUCCAUAAUACAUGCUAUUUCAUAGCAGUUUAUUGGCAUUUUCUUAUUUGGUAAAUAUGUACAUGAGAUAUUUUACUUUACAGUUGUGCGAGACAUUUACAAAUUUAAACUCCACAUUAUAUUACAAAGAAUGUUAUUUUACAUAGAUUUCAUCUAUCAAGCAUGCAUUUAAUACCUGCAUUUCAGAAAUAAACUACUGUUGCAUGAAAGCAUAAAAUUAUGCCAUCCUAAGACCUAAAUUAGUGGUCAUGAUAAACACUUGCUUGCAAAUCUUUUGUUUAAAGACAAAUACUUCACUUGUCAAUAAAAUAAAUGGUAAUUUUUUUUCAUUUUACAAUAAACAUUAUUGGUAAAAUGAAUACAAUGCUGUCCCCUAGAGGACCCUUAGAGAGCACCCAUAAUUUAUGGUGUGGGGGAUUAUGGGGAGAAUCUUGGGGUUACCCCUCACCCAAAAAAGACAUAUUUUAAUUGAGGCCUUCCCAAACCACAGACAUGUUUGGCACCCGGCUGGCUGAUUCCAAAGAGCCGUGUGCCAGACCUGCACUUUCCAGUUGACUUACUUCUAUGUUUUGGCAACCAAUUAGAACAUGUCUUAGUGUCGUGUUCACCUUAGAUGCAAAUGACUGUUUUGUUCAAACCAACAUGGCUGCCGAGUGAAAAAAGGUGAUUAGUUGGGCUCCUUCCUUUGGACUAAAUUGCAUGUAAUACAGGCACACUGGUAAUGAGAAGACCAGCCUUUUACCAAGACCUGGAAGAAUGCUAGCUUCAUUUUAGUUAAUGCACUCUAGUACACUGAUCCAUUAAAGUCACCUACUUAUAAAACUAAGUUCGAAAAUAUAUUAUUCAAUUAUGGGUGAAUAUUUCACUAUAAACACUAUGAACACUACAAACACUAUAAGUGUGUAACAUAAAUACCACUAAAUACUGCUAAAUUAUGCUAAUCCUAUUGUUUUCUAUUGUUUAAUUAGCACUAUUUACUAGUGCAACGUGGUGCACACUUUUAGUGUUUGUACUCUAUUACACGUUGACUAACAUUUUUUAUUUCACAGGUUAAAUGCCUUUACUCUAUUCAUUUAUUAGCUUUUCCCCAUGAGGGCAGGGACACCACAACAGCUUUUAUGCCAAUUACAGUGAGCCCUGUAGAGUCUUAGCACGGGCACUGAAGAUGGUUGUCACCAGCGUCUUCAGUGGAUCUUUUACAUCCGCCUUAUGCAGGGUUAUAUAGUGAAGACAGACGGGGCCUACGGUUUGAAGGUCUAACCAUUUGCAGAUAAUAAUUACAAAGGCAGCACCUUCUGCUCAGUUAUUUUAAGACCCUGAGUGUUGGUCUGGCUGAGGCUUGAACUACAACCUCCCGCAAAACAGACCGAUGCUCUUACCAACUGAGCUAAUCGGGUAAUCCAGUCUUUUAUAAUUUGAAAGUGUACUCUUUUCAAUUCAAACUCCUACAAUCCUUUG
Actinia tenebrosa (Australian red waratah sea anemone) is the source of this 3109-nucleotide messenger RNA. RefSeq lists its product as uncharacterized. Lineage: Eukaryota; Metazoa; Cnidaria; Anthozoa; Actiniaria; Actiniidae. The record is from RefSeq and is a predicted model, not a curated record. Gene Ontology annotation, cellular component: nucleus. Gene Ontology annotation, biological process: negative regulation of cell cycle; negative regulation of DNA replication.